AUGGUCAUAAAGAUGCUCAUUGAACUCGACAGAAGAGUGGAUGAACUCAGUGAGAACUUCAGCAUAGAGAUAGAUGACAUUAUAAUCCUUAAAAAGUUAGAAAGUAAAAACACUGAACCAAAAAAGAAUGGAACACAGAACCGUAUAAAAAAGAACCCAAUUUCAAGACAGCGAGCAAAGGCUCAUAGGCAUCACCAGCAAAGAGGAUUCUCAAGAUUCAGAAAGAACACUGAGAAAGGAAAUGAUACAAAACCAUACGAAGAACCCUCUGGAUUCAAGCCCAGACAAAGCUCUUUAAACAAGCAGCCUGUAAAUAAGCAGGAGAAGUGCAAUGAAAAUUCUAAGUCCCAAGCAGAGAAGAGUGGAAGCCAGGCGGAGGGGAACCAGCAUCAACUGGAAGGAUCUCAAGGCCAAUCAUCAGAAAAUCAACACCAUUCAGAGAGAUCUCAUGGCCAGUCGGAGAGUUCUUGUAGCCAGUCAGAGAGUUCUCAUGGCCAGUCGGAAAGAUCUCAUGGCCAGUCAGAAAGAUCUCAUGGCCAGUCAGAGAGUUCUCAUGGCCAGUCAGAGAGAUCUCGAGGCCAAUCCGAGAGAUCUCGUGGCCAGUCACAGAGUUCUAGUGGCCAGUUGGAGAGAUCUCCAGGCCAAUCCGAGAGAUCUCGUGGCCAGUCAAAAGAUCUCGUGGCUACACAGAAAGAUCUCGUGGCUACAGAGAGAGAUCUCGUGGCUACACAGAGAGAUAUCAUGGCUACACAGAGAGAUCUCAUGGCUACACAGAGAGAUAUCAUGGCUACACAGAGAGAUAUCGUGGCUACAGAGAGAGAUCUCGUGGCUACACAGAGAGAUCUCGUGGCUACACAGAAAGAUCUCAUAGCCAAUUAG
Neomonachus schauinslandi (Hawaiian monk seal) is the source of this 879-nucleotide messenger RNA. It is a transcript of the gene LUZP4, whose product is annotated as leucine zipper protein 4. Bases 1 to 879 code for a protein of 292 amino acids. The transcript is spliced from 5 exons. The record is from RefSeq and is a predicted model, not a curated record. NCBI's taxonomy places the organism in Eukaryota, Metazoa, Chordata, Mammalia, Carnivora, Phocidae.